Messenger RNA from Bactrocera oleae (olive fruit fly), 1554 nucleotides. RefSeq lists its product as uncharacterized. The record is from RefSeq and is a predicted model, not a curated record. Lineage: Eukaryota; Metazoa; Arthropoda; Insecta; Diptera; Tephritidae. Gene Ontology annotation, biological process: transcription elongation by mitochondrial RNA polymerase; mitochondrial transcription. Gene Ontology annotation, molecular function: DNA polymerase processivity factor activity. Gene Ontology annotation, cellular component: mitochondrial nucleoid.
CAUCUAAUUAUGACAAAAUUUUAAAAAAUUUAAAUCAUAACCGAUCUUAGUAAUAUAGUAAUAUGUUUGUGUUUGUGCAUUUAUAAAUGCUUUUAUCAAAUUCCACAAUUGCAGCGCUGUUAUUCCUUCUCACUAACCAGCUGAUUUUUGCAUGCUUAUUUCUUUUGCUUUUGUUACAAAUGUUCUUUGAAUAUAUAGUAAAAAAUGUUAAAAUAUUGUUUUUCUCAAUUUGUUAAACAAUCCAUCAAAAAUUUUGAUAAUUCGCAUACAUAUUUAUUCAGUAUUUCAAGAAGUACCAACAGCAAUGUCGAUCCUCUACUACCACAAUCUCUCGAGACCAACAAUCAGAAAACCGGCAAAAAUCCUCUUCAAAACUAUACUGCAGAGCAGCAGGACAAAAUACUUACAAUAGUGAAUAAAGAUGACGAGCUUUUAAAUUAUGAUAUAGCUAAAACACGGGCAGUAAAAUUAAUGGCAUGGAUAAAGCGUAAUGGACCGCUAAGGAGUUUAGAAGACAUACUUUUAAUAGAGGGGUUUAGCUUGAGGAUUGCCGACAAAUUCUACAAAAGUAUGCUUGGGCAUGUUGAUGAAACUAAAGGGACGCAUUCUGCACGACGCCGUACUUCUAGUUUCAUCACUCCAACUAUAGAUGCUGAACAUCGUGCGGAAUUACGUUCCUGCGUUUCUUUACGUAUUGGCGUUUGCAGCGUUACUUGGGCACGUUUGGAACUUCCGGAUUCCGAAAGUAUAAAUGCACCAUGUAAUUUGACACAUUGGCAACACCACGACGUAACAGAGAAAAAACUCCAUUUAGGUGAUUUAGUACAUCGACUAUUAUAUAUAGAUCAUCUUGUACCAAACGCCGAUUGCUAUAUUUUCGAAAAUCCUCAAACGGCAAUCAAUAGCAAUCCAGGAAGUGUGAAUCAACAAAAUAUAAGCAUACAAAAAUCACAAGUUACAGCUGUGCUAGCAUAUGCUUUAUGCGCACGCCGCAGAUAUGCUGAAGCACUGAAAAAUGGACAUGAAAGCUUAGCUGAUGUCAACAAAACGACAGAAGAAAUAUGGCCAAAUGUUUUCUAUCUGCGACGCUUUUUAACAGCACGAUUAUUUAGCCAAUUGGUGGGCACAGAACGUGUAUCUUCCGAGGAAACUAUACUUCAGCUUAUGCGGACUCAUUACAAUGUGUCGCAAUUAAUAUUUGAUGAUGAGAGUGAAACCGGACAAAAUGAGAAAGCAAAGGAUAUUUCAUUUCGUCACAAUGUACAAUUUUCGCCAGCACAUCGUGAGAUGUUUUCCCGAGCAGAGCGUUAUCAACGUGAAUUUUUGGGUCAAGCGCUGUUACUUAACUUGGCAUUUAUGCGUUUGGUAGUUUUGCAAGAUGCGGAUAGUAUUGCAGUUGUGACGCGCAAUCCUAAAAAAACAGAAUCAGAGCAGUUAAGCUGUUGAGUCGCUAUAAUUAUAUUCUUCCUUCUAAUGUAAUUGUAAAUUUGCACAAAAAACUUAACAAAAAAGCUUAAUAUUUUAAAUAUAAAUGUUUAAUUAAAAUUUGUUAAA